Molecule: messenger RNA, 372 nt
Organism: Knipowitschia caucasica
Lineage: Eukaryota; Metazoa; Chordata; Actinopteri; Gobiiformes; Gobiidae
Source: the annotation of a GenBank genome assembly
AUGUGCGCAUCCUCAUCUGACAGUGUCCCAGGCCGACUCCCAGGGGCCACAGUGCACUCACGGGACAGAGAGGAGAGCAAAGGGAGGAGGGCGACCCAUGCUCCGUCUAGAUUGCAGUUUCAAAACACGGCCCGGCAUCAGCCUUGCAAGGAGGAGAAGGGAGAGUUGGGCGGGUUUGUCGGAGGAGAGAGAGGGGGGCUGUUCCACGGAUGCGGUCUCCUCCCUGCUCCUGAGAUGCUGCUGUGGCUUCGGCAGGACGAGAUGUCGGUCCAAGAGCUGCUGCAGAGGGUCCAGUGUGUCAUCACUCAUGUCGUGUCCCCCUUCCAUGUGCACUUCCUCCUUCACUUCUUCCUCUUCCUGGAAGUGGGUUAA